GGUGCACGUGUCAGCAGUAUAGCGCCCUCAAGUGUCUGAGACGAGUUCAGUUGCUACAGCAACUAAGAAAGUAUCAUGGCGCCGCCCAUGGUUUUUGUUUUGAUGCCAGUUACUGCCGGUUGGAUUUCAUUGAUCCAUUGUUUUUAUAUGUAAUAUUUGGUAAGGUUACCACUGCGCCGAGAAGAGCUAGAAGGGAACUAAGAACAGUUUUCCUGCCGAAUUACAAGCGAAAACUCACCAAUCAAUCAUCAUCAAGACCUCCAAGGCAUCAGUUUCAUCCAUCCAGCCAUGGAGCAUCAGCUUCAAAAAUCUCUCUUCCCUGCCGAGCCACUGCCCCGCCCCAACAGUGAGGGCAGCCUCAAGACGAGGAGUCUACACAUCAUCGACGAUGAGGUUGCUAAGGAGAAAGAGAAGCAAGACCUUGACAACCGGGUAGAGCAGCUUCUCUUAAACCAGAUCAAAGACGGGGACACCAAUGCACUCUUCCAGCUUGGCCAGUUCUAUUUUGAGCAGGGGGCUUAUGAAGAGGCCGCAGUUUACUUUAAGAGGAGCGUUGACACGUGUAAAGACUACCAGGCAAUGUUUCAGCUGGGUAUCAUGUACUACGACGGCCUUGGAGUCAAAGAGGACCAUAAAACGGGUUUCGGCUACUUGAUGAAGAUUGCCAGCUCUGGAAGCAAAAGGGCCAAGCACCUUAUCCCCUUCGCCCGGUUCAACGUGGGCCGGGCCUACUUCGAAGGCUACGGGGUCAAACAGUCAGACAGCGAAGCCGAGAAGUGGUGGCUGCUGGCCGCCGACGACGGAAACCCUCGAGCCAGCAUCAAGGCGCAGACGGUCCUGGGAAUGUACUACUCGAGAGAAUGCAGUCUGGAUCUUAAGAAGGCUUUCUUCUGGCACUCAGAGGCAACUGGAAAUGGCAGCCUUGAAUCUCAGGGUGCUCUUGGCGUCAUGUACGAGACGGGACAGGGGUGUCAGAAGAACACAGACUCGGCCUUUGAGUGUCUUAAAGAAGGAUCGGAAAGGGGCAAUGUGUAUGCCAUGGGCAACUUGGUAUCCCACUACUACGCCAAGAAGCUCUACACCAAGGCGGCAGAGCUUGCUGCGAGAGUCUCACAGUUGGACAGUGUGGAAGAGUUGAGCAAGGAGACCGACUGUCUCCCAGCCUUUGUGGCCAAGGGAAUCGCCCUGGGCUGCUUCUACUACGCCCGCAGCCUUCACCUGGGCCACGGGGUCAAAAAGGAUAAGGACCUGGCCCAGAAAUACUACUCCAGGGCUUUCGAGUUCGAUGGGGCCAUCGCACAGCGCCUUCAAGACAGGGUCACGCAUGGAGAAAUUUAAUGGGUGUUUUCUUUUUAAAUAUUACAUGUACAUUGUAUAUUGCUGUGUUUAAUUUGUUUUUCUUAUUUAAUUCCUUUAAGUGGUCAACGAUCAUGACAAAAUGUUGGUUUUUGCUUUUGUGUUUAUUUGUGGCGUAGCAAAUGGGGGUGUUAGUACCGCCCCUAACUUCUGUGAGUCACGUUUAGAGCCUCGUUCAUCAAAAGAAUCGUGCCAACCUGGGUGUCACUAGAGGAGGGGUACGGGUGUCCCCCUGUAAUGAAGAAGUUAAGUCAGUUCUGCACGCAAUAAUUCAAGUUGGGAAACCUUGUUUAUUCUCGGCUAGGCACUGGAAAACACAGACAUGUUUACGUUAGUAUACCUAGUAGUGUGGACAUUCUUUUGUUUUCCUGUAGUUAGGAAAAACCUGUGAAAAAAACUCAUUUUACUCACACUGAGAAAACUCUUUCAACCCAAGUUUUUUUUCUAUGAUUCCCUUUAGUGUUUCUCUUUAUUUUGCCACAGAUAAGAUAAUCCUAAUCCAAAAAUUCCUCUAAACAUGUUUUCCAGAGAGGGGGAAUAUUGUGUGGACGAGGGCAAGUCUACGCAACUUCCCUUACAAUCCCCCCCCCCCCAACCCAAUCAGUUUUGUGGCCAUUGGUCAGAUUAUGUGCGUCUGCAAAAUAAUAUGCCUGAACAAUUAAAGCGCCAUCUGUUGCCCACUUCUGUCCAAGUUCUUCAACUGGUUUGCCUAGCGCUUUCAACAAUAAGAUAUCAAGCUCUUGAAAUCCCCCCGUUUGUUUUAAGCUGUAGACUGACUAGAAUUAUAUAAAGUAUAAUUUCAUUUUAAAAAAUAAGGAAAAUAGACGAUUUACCAUUACAAACAUAUAACCAAAUAAAUAGGUGGUGCAUUGUUCAAACAAUUGGCUUGACCUCUUAAGUGAAAUAAUCCUGACUAUGAAUUCAUCACUUGAGAAUUGAGAUUGUACGAAAGAAAAAGUGUAAAUAGGGGUUUGUGAAAUAUGCAUUAUGUAAAUUCGUCAUCUUUUUACGUUUAUACUAUGUAUAUGCUAAUUGUAAAACAAAAAUUUCAUGAAAAGUUUGUAUGUUUGUUAAAUAAAAACACAAUUUGCUUCUGCAUAUGUGUUCAGUAAAUACAAACAGAGCCGAAAAAAAGUCAUUAAAGAAUGUUUAAGUUGUGUAUUUUUAGCGAAAAA
Patiria miniata (bat star) is the source of this 2531-nucleotide messenger RNA. It is a transcript of the gene lrp2bp, whose product is annotated as LRP2-binding protein-like. The record is from RefSeq and is a predicted model, not a curated record. NCBI's taxonomy places the organism in Eukaryota, Metazoa, Echinodermata, Asteroidea, Valvatida, Asterinidae. The coding region runs from base 289 to 1338 and encodes 349 amino acids. The transcript is spliced from 9 exons. Gene Ontology annotation, molecular function: protein binding.